This is a messenger RNA of Pseudo-nitzschia multistriata, 2838 nucleotides long. The record is from the annotation of a GenBank genome assembly. Lineage: Eukaryota; Bacillariophyta; Bacillariophyceae; Bacillariales; Bacillariaceae.
CCCAUUGUCAUUAAAAGAUAACAAAAACAAAACUAUCGUAAUUCAAAAUGAGCGUUGUUGGCCUCGAUAUAGGACUUCAGAACUGUGUGAUCGCGGCUGCCGGUCGUGGUGGAGUGGACGUCAUUCUCAAUGGUAACUCCAACCGUCUCAACCCGUAAGUUUUUUGUUUUUGAUUGACAAGGUUUGUUUGGGUAUUUGAAAGAAUCUAUCCGGUGUCCAAUUUUUAGUUCUUCUUGAAUCUUCGAUGCCUUUCAUUCUGCUCCUCGUGGGAAACCAAAUAUCGCUUGUGUUCAAUUCUAACCCGACCUGCCUUUUCUCGUUGUUUCGCUAACUUUCGACCAACGCGUUGURAUACAAAAAAAAUGGCGUUGCAAUAAUAUUGAAAUUAUAAUGUAAUGUGUUGUUAGGGCCAUGGUCAAUUUCGACGACUCACGCAAAAUGGGGGAGCAGGUCGCCGGAUCGACGUCGAUCUCGAAAUUCAAAACCUGCAUCAGAAACAUGAAGCGCCUCGUGGGCCUUGCCUUUGACGAUCCGCGGGCGCAAAAGGAAAUGAAACGAGUUCCCUACGAAUGCGUUCCUAUCCCUCAUGCUUCUGGGGGACCUCCCUCGGUUGCCGUCAAGGUGACGAACAGCGAAGGGGAGGACACCAUCAUUCCCAUCGAACAGGUCCUGGGAAUGAUCGUGCACCACAUGGGAAUGAUCGCCGCCAAGAAGGCCUCGGAGGCAUCGGGAAGCAAUGUCACGGACGUAGCGGCGUUGUUCCCACAGGACUGGGUCAUUGCCAUUCCUCCCUACUAUACCGAUGCCCAGAGACGGGCAGUCCUGAACGGAUGCAAAAUCGUUGGGAUUCCGGGAGUUCAGCGCCUGAUGCACGAAAACACGGCCACCGCACUGGCCUACGGUAUUUUCAAGGACAUUCGCAAAGAAUUCACUAAGGAAAAGCCAACCAACGUSAUGUUCAUCGACAUGGGAGCUUCCGCGUACACGGUGACGAUUGCGGCGUUCGAGCCCGGCAAACUCACCAUCAAAUCUUGCAACAGCGACGACAGCGUUGGAGGAAGGGAUUUCGACGAUGUGAUUGGAAACUGGAUCGCCGAGAAAUUUGUAGAGAAGUACGGAAAGAAGCUCUCGUGCGCCCCGCAGUCGAAGCCCAAGGUCAUGCUCAAGAUUUUGGCCGCAGCGGAGAAAGCAAAGAAGACCCUCAGUCCACAGGGUGUCAAGGAGGCUUCCAUCAACCUGGAAUGCCUGAUGGAAGACCUGGACUUUAACAUUAUGUUCAAGAAGACGGAUUACGAGGAAAUGAGUGCUCCGCUCCUUUCCAAGUUGGAAGCACCCAUCAAGAAAACUCUGGAAGAGGCCAAAUUGACGACCGCGGAUUUGUCUUCCGUAGAAAUCGUUGGUGGAAGCACCCGCAUCGGAUUCCUGAAGAAAAAGUUGCAAGAGAUUUUGGGAAUCGAGACCCUCUCCACCACCAUGAAUGCCGACGAGUCGGUCUCUCGUGGUGCGGCACUGCAAUCGGCCAUUCUGUCCCCCCGCUUCAAGGUCUUGCCCUACGAAAUUGUCGAGUACGGAAGUCUUCCCGUCAAGCUUGCCUGGGACGAAGACAAGGACCAAGGCAUGGAAGUCGCUGCCGACGGAACGGACACGCCCGCCAAUUCGGUAGUCAUGUUCACCCGGGGACUCAACUUCCCUAUCGUCCGACGCGUCACACUCCGCCGHGACGGAGAAUUCAAGGUCAGCAGCAGCUACGACGCAUCUGCCACGAAUUACGGGUUGGACGCCGGCUCCACGCAGCAAAUUUGCAACUGGUCCAUCAAGGCACCCGCCGGGGAAGAAAAGAAAAUCCGUGUCAAUGUCAAGCAGGACAUUCACGGCAUUGUUCAAAUGAGUUCCGCACAAAUGGUCGAAGAAAUCGAAGAAGAAGAAGCCCCUCCCGCCAAGGAGGAAGCCAAGGCAGGCGAAGAAGCCAAGGAGGGAGAAGCCCCUGCAGAAAAGAAGAAAAAGGUCAAGAGAACCAAUUUGGACUACACGGAAACAAAACCAUUGGAAUGGACGGAUGCCGAGAUUACRAAAUUCACUCAGACAGAAACAGCAUUGAGGAAUACGGACCGAAUCGUGCAGGAAACCUCCGAUAUGCGAAACGAGCUCGAAUCUUACAUUUACGACAUGCGCGACAAGAUUACUAUGGAUUCCAGUCUCGGGGCCUAUGCUACCCAGGCCGAAAAGGAUGCGUUCGUAAAGAAGAACGAGGACACGGAAAAUUGGCUUUACGAAGAUGGUUUCGACGCCCAAAAGGACGUCCUCGCCCAGAAAUUGGGCGAGUUGAAAAAGCUUGGUGGUCCCGUAGAAAAGCGUGCCGAAGAAGCGCAGGCCCGACCGAUCGCCGUUGCUUCGCUCCAGAAGAACGUUGAAAAAUACAAGAAGUGGUUGGCGGACGCACAAGCGAACGAUGACUUUGCCCACAUUACGGAGGAAGAAUUCAGCACGUGUCACAAAAAGUGCGACGAAGUCUCGAACUGGGUGUACGAGAUGCUGGACAAGCAGGGUUCGCUAGCCCAAAACGUCGACCCGGCAUUCACUGCCGCCGAGGCGAACACCAAGAACAAGGGACUGUCAAACGUUUGCAGUCCCAUUGUCCACAAACCCAAGCCAAAGCCAAAGGUCGAAGCCCCCAAGGAAGAACCCAAGCCUGCUGCCGACGCACCCGCAGCCGACAAGUCUGCCGAACCAGCUCCCAUGGAAACCGAUGAGCCCGGAGAGAAAAAGGAAGACAAAAUGGAAGUCGACGAAGCCUAAGUAAGAAAAGAAACAAACGAGAAAUAGAUUUAGCUGAUAAAA